AUGGCUCACUUCUCCCCCGUCGGCUCCAUCCACUUUGCCCACCCCUCGGCCAUGCCCAGCCUGAUCCCUUCGACGAGCUCGCUCAGCCACAAGCUUCGCAAGAGCGCAACUUCGGCUCUCAUUUCCAUCCGAUCCAAGUCUUCCUGCAACAACGAGACCAAGUCAAUCAAAAAGAACUCCAUCUCGAAACCUACUUUGGUCCACUCUUCGCAAGACUAUCAAGUCGAUGCCCACUCGCGACCCCUGAGCACGAGCUCGUUCGAAUCGACCACGUCAUCACUCCAACCUUUUUACCACCAAUCGUGGAUGUCCUGCCCAAGCGAUGACUCCAUCCUCUUUCAAGCCCAAGACGCCCCAAGCACCAGUGAAAAGACCGCUUUCGUCGUGAGGCAGAUCGAAUCGUUCGAAGAGGAGAGGAGGCAGGCAAAAGUCGCCGAGGUGGUGCGAAAGGACGCGUUGAUGGACCAGGAAUUGCGAAGGAUGGGAUUUUGA
Messenger RNA from Microbotryum saponariae, 492 nucleotides. Lineage: Eukaryota; Fungi; Basidiomycota; Microbotryomycetes; Microbotryales; Microbotryaceae. The record is from the annotation of a GenBank genome assembly.